Molecule: messenger RNA, 1445 nt
Organism: Camellia sinensis
Lineage: Eukaryota; Viridiplantae; Streptophyta; Magnoliopsida; Ericales; Theaceae
Product: putative pectinesterase 53
Biological process (GO): cell wall modification; pectin catabolic process
Molecular function (GO): pectinesterase activity
Source: RefSeq, a predicted model, not a curated record
AACUGCAGGUGGUAUAGGAAGAGAGGUAACACAGAUGCGGACACACACCCUGCCAUCAGAUUCCUCUGCAAUGCCCUCAUUUUUAAACCAAUCAUUUUAACAGCUUUAUCUUCUAGCAUUCCCUCCUCUUUCUCAUUUGUCUUCUCUUUUACCAAACACUUACCCCCCCUCACUUUCUCAUUCUUCCACAUUACCCAAAACUAGUAAAUCCAUUUCCUUCCAUGAUGUUUACAGUGAUGUUGAACCUGUUUUUCUUGAUUUUGUUUUUCAAAAACACAAAACCUUUGGAGUCUAAUGAGUUGGUGACUAUUGAAGAAGAACAUCAAAAUUGGGUGAAACUUAUGGGUUCUUUUAACCGUUCUUUCUUCCAGAAAGCAGAUAACAAGUUCGAACCUUGCUUAGCCAUUAAAGUACACAAGAACCCAAAUCUUGGAGAUUUUGUUUCAGUGCAAAAAGCCAUAAAUUCAAUUCCACUUGGCAAUCGCUGCCGGGCAGUUAUAUUAGUUAGUAAAGGAAUUUACCGGGAGAAAGUUAAUAUUCCUGUGAACAUGGCAUAUGUUACCCUGGUAGGAGAGGGAGCAGACAAGACCAUUAUCGAAUGGGACGACACAGCAGACCGGAUAGGGAAGGAUGGGAAGCCAUUGGGUACCUAUGCAUCUGCAACUGUUGCUGUUAACUCUCCUUACUUCAUCGCAAAGAAAAUUGGCUUCAAGAAUAAAGCACCAUCGCCACCAUCAGGAGCUGAAGGAAAGCAAGCAGUGGCUCUACGAAUCACGGCAGACAUGGCGGCAUUUAUACAUUGCAAUUUUAUCGGAGCACAAGACACUCUCUAUGAUCACAUAGGCAGGCAUUACUUCAAGUGCUGCUACAUCCAAGGUUCGGUGGAUUUCAUAUUCGGGAAUGGGCUGUCGUACUACAAUAGCUGCCAUUUGCAUGCGAAAACCGACAGCAUUGGAGCCUUGACAGCCCAGAAGAGGGAGAGCCCUCUUGAGAAAACUGGCUUUUCAUUUGUUAAUUGCAAGGUCACUGGCUCGGGUGUUCACUACUUGGGCAGGGCAUGGGGUACCUUCUCAAGGGUGGUCUUUGCGUACACUUACAUGGACAAAAUAAUCACUUCUGGAGGGUGGUGUAACUGGGGAGACAAGAGCAGAGAAAAGACAGUGUUUUAUGGGCAAUACAAGUGUAUGGGACCAGGGGCUGACUUCGAAGGGAGGGUGUCAUGGUCCAGGGAGCUCACUCUACAAGAAGCCAAACCAUUUAUUUCUCUUAACUUCAUCGAUGGCUAUGACUGGCUUCCUGAAUUCUGAUUGCCUCUCUCUCUCUCUCUCUCUCUCUCUCUCUCAAACACUGAAAGCACGUUAAUAUCGUCCUUCAGAAUCAAUAAGAUGGUCUCUCCAAAAUUGUGCUACAUAAUGAUAAAAAUGUGCUCAGUUUUGUGUGUCAAA